GAGGACGAGGACGAGGAGGCGACGAGAAACGCGAGAGCGAGCGCGAGAGAGUGGGAGAGUCGGAGAGCGAGGGGAGCGGGACGGGCAGGAGAGGGAAGGGGAGGGAAUGUGAAAAGAGGCCGACGAGGACACGAAGGGAGGAAAAUGGGGGAAACGAGGGAUGUGGGCAAAGAGUAGGACGAGCGAAACGUGUCGUGUGUGCUGGGACAUCUUUUCGAGCAUCCUCCAAUAAGCUCGGCCUGGUGCAGAGAACAGCUUUCGGCUCGGCUCUGCUCUGCUCUGCCCGCCCUCUGAGUGUGUGUGUGUGUGUCUCUGUGUGUGAGUGUAUGUGUGUAUGUGCUUUUGCAAGUGCUUCCCUCUUUCUCGUCCUCUGGUGUGGCAGCGCAGCGGCAGUGGUAGAAGCCAGCUGCCCGCUCCCGAUGAAGCUCUCGAUGUCGUCCGGGUGUGAGAUGAGGGACUCGUGAUUUCGGUGGCCCACAGAAGAGGCGAAGACGAGGAGACAGGGAAAGGGUAGGAGGUUUCGUCGGCUGGAGCCGAGUGAUCCAUCGGCUGAUUGCGGGAUUGAUUCGGUGCUGGAUUUUGGGUGGAGUGACAGUCAGCAGCCAUGCAGCCUCAAGGCGAGGUGAUGAGUAGCACAGAGGAGCAGGAGAAAUGGCUCGCGGAUGCAAUGGCUCUCGUCCAGCAUCACGCGUUCUUCAUGCAUCGAGCUCUGGAUGCGAAUAACCUGCGAGAUGCGUUGAAGUUUUCUGCCCAAAUGCUCUCAGAGCUUAGAACUUCCAAGUUGUCUCCUCAAAAAUACUAUGAGCUCUAUAUGAGAACCUUCGAUGAACUGCGAAUGUUGGAGGUUUUUUUUAAAGAGGAAAGUAAGCGGGGUCGGACCAAUGCCGAUCUGUAUGAAUUGGUGCAACACGCAGGCAACAUUUUGCCGAGAUUAUAUCUACUUUGUACAGUUGGCUCCGUCUAUAUCAAGUCAAAGGAGGCACCAGCGAAGGAUGUGUUGAAGGACUUGGUUGAAAUGAGUCGUGGUGUUCAACAUCCCAUUCGAGGGCUGUUCUUGCGAAGCUAUCUUUCUCAAAUCAGCCGAGACAAACUUCCAGACGUUGGUUCUGAGUACGAAGGGGAGGGAGGCAACGUUAUGGAUGCAGUUGAGUUCGUUUUGCAAAACUUCACGGAGAUGAACAAGCUAUGGGUUCGAAUGCAACACCAGGGUCCUGCUAGGGAGAAAGAGAAAAGGGAGAAAGAGCGGAGCGAACUUCGAGACUUGGUGGGUAAGAAUCUUCAUGUGUUAAGUCAACUGGAGGGAGUCGACCUUGAGAUGUACAAAGAGGUGGUUCUACCUCGGGUACUUGAACAGGUGGUGAACUGCAAGGAUGAUUUAGCCCAGUACUAUUUGAUGGAUUGCAUAAUUCAAGUUUUUCCUGAUGAUUUCCACCUUCAAACGCUGGAAACACUCCUUGGCGCUUGUCCCCAACUUCAGCCCAAUGUAGAUAUCAAAACUGUCAUGUCACAGCUAAUGGAAAGGCUUUCUAACUACGCAGCAUCUUCUCCUGAGGUGCUCCCAGAGUUUUUGCAGGUAGAAGCGUUCACAAAAUUGAGCAAUUCAGUAGUGAAGGUCAUUGAAGCCCAGCCCGAAAUGUCUCUUGUUGGAGCAGUUAGUCUUCAUGUCGCACUCCUCACAUUUAUCUUGCGCGUGCAUAUUGACCGCUUGGAUUAUGUGGACCAAGUGCUGGGAGCAUGUGUGAAGAAACUUGAAGGGAAGGGGAAGGUGAAAGACAGCAAAGCUACAAAGCAGAUAGUAGCGUUACUAAGUGCUCCUUUGGAGAAGUACAACGAUGUUGUGACCAUGUUGAAACUAGUUAACUACCCGAAAGUCAUGCAGCACCUGGAUUAUGAGACCAACAAAGUGAUGGCCACGGUGAUCAUACAGAGCAUAAUGAAGAACGGCACGUACAUCACAACUGCAGACAAGGUAGAUGCCUUAUUUGAGCUCUUGAAGGAGUUAAUCAAAGAUGGUGAGGGAGCCCCUUCAAUGGACGAGUUGGACGAGGAGGACUUCAAGGAGGAGCAAAAUCUAGUUGCUCGCCUGGUACACAUGCUGGUGAAUCCGGAUCCCGAGGAGAUGUUCAAGAUUUUGACGACUGCCAGAAAACACUUCGGCCAGGGAGGUCCAAAGCGGUUGGAAUUUACAUUAGCUCCCCUGAUUUUCUCUGCCUUGAAGCUUGUACGAUCGUUGCAGGGCCAAGCUGCCGACGAUGACAGUCCUGUCUCAUUGAAGAAGGUUUUCCAAUUUUUGCAUCAGACCGUUGAGGCCCUAUCAAUGGUCCCAGCUCCGGAGUUGUCUCUACGAUUGUAUCUACAAUGUGCGGAGGCAGCCAGUGAUUGUGCGUUGGAGCCAGUGGCAUACGAAUUCUUCACCCAGGCUUUCAUGAUCUACGAAGAAGAAAUCGCUGAUUCAAAGGCACAAGUUACGGCAAUUCACCUUAUUAUUGGAACAUUGCAAAGGACUCAAGUUUUUGGAGUUGAGAACAGAGAUACUCUCACGCACAAGUCCACAGGAUACUCAGCAAAGCUCUUGAAAAAACCUGAUCAGUGCCGAGCUGUAUUUGCAUGCUCACACUUAUUUUGGGUCGAAGCCGAGCAUGGAAUUGAAGAUGGAGAAAGGGUGUUACUUUGCUUAAAGAGAGCAUUGAGGAUCGCUAAUGCGGCGCAGCAAAUGUCCAGUGCCACGAGGGGAAGUAAUGGGCCAAUGACAUUGUUUGUCGAGAUCCUGAACAAGUAUCUUUAUUACUAUGAAAAGGGUAACCCUCAAGUGACCAGCAAUGUGAUUCAGGGACUCUUAGAGCUGAUUCAAACAGAGAUGCAAAGUGAAAACACGGCACAAGAUCCAGGAGUGGAUGCUUUCUUCGCAAGUACUAUACGAUAUAUACAAUAUCAGAAGCUUAAGACCGACGAGGUUGGAGAACGAUAUGCCGCAAUACAAAUAUAGAAUUCAGCUUCCGGGAUAGAUGUAUACAACCUUUUUGUUUACCACGCUGGUAAAACACAGGUAAAUCUUGUCACCAGAUUACAAGCCAGAUUUGGUCUGCGUUCCAAAUCAUUUCAACCUUUUCCUGGUGGCGCUAUGCUCUUUGCGUAGCAGCUUCACGCAAGACCCAGAGGGCGUCAGUGUGCAUACUCAAAGCCCUCUUCUGGGAAACAUCAUUGUCCAGCCGGGUUCCGGAACCUGUCCUUAUGUUAUGGCAUUGUGCGAGAAGCACAGUGCCGGUCAUGUGUUAACGGGCUACAGUACUGGUUAGAUUCUAAUCUAAUUUGUGAUGACUUGCAUUCUUUUUCCGGUCAAUGAGGGUCUCCUUUCACAGUAGGCAGCAAUUUUAUAUCUCACACUCCGCACAAACACACCCACCCAACCACCCCACCGCCGCCCCCUCCCUUCUCCUUCCGUACUCUCUCUGUGGCCUCUGGAAAUCCUGCCAGCGGUCGAUUCCCUGUGUGUCCAUAUCCAAUAAGCCAGACAGACGCAUGAUUCUCUCGUUCCUUGGCUUCGGAAUCCCUAUUCAAAGGUCUAGAGUUUUAUCACGGGCACUGUACAUGUGAAUUGGAGCGGCUGCCUGGUGGCAACAUGUUAAAACCUCAGGCUUCUUAGCUCCAGUGAAGCCCCAGUGGUUGGAUGAUAGGUAUUUAGCUAGAGCAGAAACUCUUGGUGGUUUGCAAGAGGGAGAAUUACGAGACUGAUCCAACUUGAUCAACAAGCACAGGCUCAAUAUCGCUUAUGUAAGAGCAGUAGUUACUUGAGUUUAUUCCUCAGUCGAAAGCGAUAAUUGAAGCUCCGUUCCCUCUUCCUGAUGCAUACAUGAACUCCCCUGAAUAAAUACCUUCGCAGAUUUUUUCUGGGGACUAUCGUACUCCGACUCUUGAACGUCCCGAUUUGGUAGCAGCACAUUGGUGGCGAAUAGUUGGUUAUAGUCGUGUACUCAGUGACCAUGGUUGUGGUUUGUACGCAUGGCGUAGGGGCUAAGUGCUUUUUGUCUUCCAUGGUUUACGAGGUAGUUAUAUCAUGAUAACCGUGUGUAUAAUGAACGGAAGAACUUGUUUCUGUGUUUAAACCAAAGGGGUUUAGGCCGGUGAUUAUUUUGACAUGAAACGAGCCUUGUUCUUACUGAAGAUCGCGGUAAGGAAUGCUCUUGCCUUUCCUCUUGUUUCGUUUAUGUUUUCUUCAAGAGUCGUUCUAGUCAUGUCGUUACUACAAGUG
Marchantia polymorpha subsp. ruderalis is the source of this 4249-nucleotide messenger RNA. NCBI's taxonomy places the organism in Eukaryota, Viridiplantae, Streptophyta, Marchantiopsida, Marchantiales, Marchantiaceae. The record is from the annotation of a GenBank genome assembly.